AUGGCAAACACUUGGUCUAUCAGAGGCCGCGCUCUGAAGCUCAACACCGCUGCAGAUGUUGAGGAGCAUUCCAAAGAUCUGCGGGCGAACGACAAUAUCGAGGAGAUACAUCUCGAAGGCAACACUAUAGGUGUUGAGGCUGCGGCGGCCCUCGCAUCGAUGCUUGAGACGAAGAAGAAGCUGAGAAUAGCCAAUCUUGCCGAUAUCUUCACCGGUCGCCUGCUCGCCGAGAUUCCACAAGCUCUUACUAGCCUCCUGCAAGCACUCCUCAAGUGUCCCGAGCUCCACACGAUCAACCUGAACGACAAUGCCUUUGGCCUCAACACUGUGGAACCUCUUCGGCCUUUCCUGAGCCAACACACACCACUCCAGCAUCUCCACCUCAAUAACAACGGCCUCGGACCAGCGGCGGGCGCUCUAGUGGCUGAGAGCUUGGCACAAUUGGCUGACAACAAGGCAAAGGCGAAGUCAGAAGGAAACAAGAAUGUGCCUGAUCUCGAGACGGUGGUCUGUGGGCGGAAUAGGCUGGAGACCGGGUCGAUGAGCGCGUGGGUCAAGGCGUACACGGCGAACAACAAGGUGCAGACGGUCAAGAUGGUGCAGAAUGGGAUACGGCAGGAGGGUAUUGCUACUUUGUUACAGCACGGUUUGUCGAAAUGCAAGCAGUUACGGAUAUUGGAUCUACAGGACAACACCUUCACAUCCCUCGCCGCCAAGACUCUCUGCAACACGAUCUCAAAAUGGCCCGUCUUGAUCGAUCUCGGCGUCGGCGACUGUCUACUGAGUGCUCGUGGUGGCCUCCAGCUCGGUGAAGCGCUUUCACAUGGUACAAAUAAGCAAAUCGAGGUUCUGAGGCUACAAUUCAACGAGAUCGACUCGAAGGGUGUAAAGGCUAUCUGCGAUGCGGCACUACAUGACACGGCAUUACCACGACUGCGGAGAGUAGAGCUCAAUGGCAACAAAUUCAGCGAGGAGGAUCCGAAUGUUGAGAAGUUGCAGGAGUUACUUUCGGCGCGGAAAGAGGAUGCGGAGCAGAAAUACCCAGGUAUUGAUGUGGAUGAUGACGAUGCGUGGGGCGUGGAUGAGCUGGAUGAGCUGGACGAUGAGGACGAAGAUGACUAG
Molecule: messenger RNA, 1122 nt
Organism: Recurvomyces mirabilis
Lineage: Eukaryota; Fungi; Ascomycota; Dothideomycetes; Mycosphaerellales; Teratosphaeriaceae
Gene: rna1
Product: Ran GAP Rna1
Exons: 2
Coding region: 1-1122 (373 amino acids)
Biological process (GO): activation of GTPase activity; nucleocytoplasmic transport
Cellular component (GO): perinuclear region of cytoplasm; cytosol; nucleus
Molecular function (GO): small GTPase binding; GTPase activator activity
Source: RefSeq, a predicted model, not a curated record